AUGUUGAGACUAACUCAGAGGACAGGUCUAUUGCUUGCAGAUACAUGUUUUAGAAACUUGAGGCUACGCCAUUUUCAUUGCUCCAGAGCCGUUUGGAAAGACGAAAAGUCAAAGCAGAUGUUGAAGGAUUUGAGUUUGAAUUUGCAAAAGGGAAAUAUAAAUGAAUCUGAAGAUGAGAAAAAUCCAGAGAAAAAGGUAGACCUUGAAGAGAAAAAGCAGCAAAAGCAAGGAGGGGGAAAGGAAAAGAAGCAAAGGCAAGAGCGCGAGCUCGAGCUGACUCAGAAGGCAAGACAAGAGGGCGAGUGCGAGGGCGAGCUUGAGCUUGAACUGACUCAGAAGGCAAGACAAGAGGGCGAGUGCGAGCUUGAGCUCGAGCUGACUCAGAAGGCAAGACAAGAGGACGAGGGCGAGCUUGAGCUGGCCCAGAAGGCAAGACAAGAGGGCGAGCGCGAGCAGAUUCAGGAACAGACUCAGGGGCAAGAACUGGAACUCGAAAAGACGCAGAAACAGGAAUUGGAACUGGCGGCACCAGUGCAAGAACGAGAUCUUUUCAAGGAGUCCACUUCAAAAAAGAAGAGCAAUCCAAUACAGCAGCAGAAGAAAAAGCAGCAGCAACGACAAAAACAACAAAAACAUAUAAUGCAACUACAGCAACAGCAACAGCAAUUCAUACAACAGUACAUAAAAGAAAUGUCCGAAAGUCUACAUCAAAUGUCCUUGGAGGAUUUGAUUUUUCAAAUCGGUUUAGAUGGCGACGGUCCGUUUAUGUCCCUUGAAAAUCCACACUUUGUAAACUCCAAAAAAAUACUUUGUCUGAUUCCAGACAGUCUAGACCUAUUCAACCCCAAAGAUAUGGCAAAAGUCGAUGAAAUCUACGCAAAGUUAAAUAAGCUAGAUUCAAAUCCACAAAUGCAUCAAAAGUUCUUGAAAAGGUUCUUUUUCGAUUAUAAUAACGACCUAAUACUUUUGAGUCAACAUCUCCGAGGAAUACUGUCGAAAUUUAAACAGUUGAGAAGAAAUGAAACUGAUAAAUUUAAACCCGAGAGUACCAUUUACGAAUUGAUACACGAUAAAAUGAAAUAUGCCUAUAAUGUAGUUGGAUUCGACCGAAGCUGCCUUGGAAUGCCAUUGAGAAGUAAUAUGGAAACAGGAGUAUAUCCAAGAGAGUUUAUUCAAGAUUUGCCCCACUUUGACCACAAGAUACAUUUGAAAAAAACCGAUUUCAACUUUGCUGAGAAAGAUGCAUGUAUCAAUGUUGAUCCCAACAAGGUUACUCCACUUAAAGAUCUUUAUGAUUAUGAAAAUCGGGAUUUCAACCGUCAUGAUGAAUAUAAUAAUGACGACGAUGAUGACGAAGGGAGCAGAAGAGGUAAAGGAGGGGGGGUUUAUUCAACUCUCGAGACCAAGACAGGGGUGAAAUACACCCACAAGGCAACACAUCAAUAUCUCAGUGACAACUUGGGAUUACCAAGACAAUAUAUACCGAUCAAAAACUGUUAUAGCUACAGACGGUUGAAAUUGAAUAACCAUCAAAUAACCAAUCGAAUAGAACAAGAGAUUCGGAUUAUGAAGAAACUUCUAACUGAUGAAAUUAAGGCGACUAUUGAAUCAUCAAAUAUUGUACUAAUGUCGACAAAUCAGACAUUCCAUCAAGACGCAAUCAAGUCGAAUCAAUAUAUCUUGUGUGAGAUCAAGGAUAAGCUACCAGGUACUAUUUUCAUUUGGAAAAGCUUUAGUAUUCUUCCCUUAUACUUCAUAUUACCCUUGACCAAACGUCGAGAGCGUACUUUGAUCACCCAUUUGUAUAAACUAUUCCUAAUCAACCUUGAAGAUUAUAUUAAUAUUUUAUUCAAGAUCAAAUACGAUCACACAAGAGACGUCACUAAAUUCAUGAAGACUUUAUUGAAAAAUAUUGGGCAUACUAUUCAAUUUAGACUUUGGCGGUAUUUCAAGAUAAAUAAACGUACGAUAAGUUCACUGGCAGCAGCAGCAGCAGCAAUACUGAGCUUAAACCUGAGUAUUCUGCUACCCUUGUUGAAAUCGAAAUAUAAGCAAAAACAGGCUGUUGUUUAUUCGCCAUUUACAGAUUCUUGUUUCAAGAGAAUUUAUUGGAUUAAACGGGGACAAAGCGAAGGAGAUGAGAGACAAUUGAGACGAGGUGCUAAAAAAGUUGACUUUGCUGUGAUUGGAGAGGACUUGAUAGAGUAA
Molecule: messenger RNA, 2208 nt
Organism: Lodderomyces oxycetoniae
Lineage: Eukaryota; Fungi; Ascomycota; Pichiomycetes; Serinales; Debaryomycetaceae
Exons: 1
Coding region: 1-2208 (735 amino acids)
Source: RefSeq, a predicted model, not a curated record